Ornithorhynchus anatinus (platypus) is the source of this 1642-nucleotide messenger RNA. Its product is annotated as cardiotrophin-2-like. Lineage: Eukaryota; Metazoa; Chordata; Mammalia; Monotremata; Ornithorhynchidae. The coding region runs from base 1 to 612 and encodes 203 amino acids. The transcript is spliced from 3 exons. The record is from RefSeq and is a predicted model, not a curated record.
AUGGCCAAUCCACUGGUUCCCCUCUGCCUAGUGACCCUGCUGCCUCCCGCCCUGCUCCCAGCAGCCCCCGCGUCCCCAGCCGAGACCAUUAGCCGAGCAUACAACCUGGCCCUCUACAUGCAGAAGAACACGUCGAUGUUGCUCCAGCUCUAUCUUCAGCACCAGGGCAGUCCUUUCAGUGACCCCGGCUUCUCAGCCCCUGAGCUCCAGCUAAACGGACUGCCCUCUGCAAGCAUCCCAUUCCUGACCUGGCAGAGCCUGCGGGAUGACGACCGGCUAACCCGGACCUUCGGGGCCUUCUCGGCCCUGGCCAAGUACCUGCAGUUGGUGGGAGACGACCAGGCUGACCUCAACCCCGACAGUCCCGCCCUGCUGGAUCAGCUUGAGGCCGCCCGCCUCCGAGCCCAGGGGCUGGCAAGCAAUACGGCCGCCAUCAUGUCUGCCCUUGGGCUCGCCCCCCGGCCGGAGGCUGACAUCCUCGGCCCCGUCCUGUUCGGGGCCUCCGCCUUCGAGAGGAAAUGUCGGGGGUACAUAGUGACCCGCGAGUAUGGACACUGGACAGACCGGGCCGUCCGGGAACUGGCUCUGCUCAAGGCUAAAUACCCAGUAUAGCACAGGAAGUGCUCCUGGUCAGAUGAGGUGAAACUUCUUGUUGGAAGUAGCAACUUCCAAUCUCACGCUGUACUUUCUCUCUGAAGAGAUGACGCUUCCUGCCCCGUGGUAUGGCCCUUCUUGUCAGAGAAGGAGGUACUUCCUCUAUAGAGGGGCUCUCCGCUUUCUGGGUGCCGGUUCGAAGGACACUUCUUGCUUUGUGGUUACCCCCUCCCCUUUCUGGUGAAGCUGGCUCUCCAGGUCCCAUUUUCCGGCAGAGGGUCCCAAAGGAUAUCAGUUCCUGGAUGUAGGUUUCACUACCAAGAAUGACUGACAAGUGUUGAGGAGCUUGGUUGAUCACGUCCUGCAUUAACAGCUCACUUUCUAUUAGAAGGGGAGGGGCGGUCUCACUUCCUGUUUCUAGGGGAGGGGUUAAUUAACAUCCCUUCCUAGGAUAAAAGCGGUCCCUUCCUGGGAAGAGGGACCCACUUGAUACACCUCUUACUCUCACUUCUGGUGACUAAGGGUAACUGGCACUUGUUUGUAAAUAGGGAAUUCACUUUCUCAGUUGACUUUAUUUCCUAUGCGGAGGGGUUCAUUUCCAGUGAUCAAUGUGCCUUGAUUUUAAGGAAACUCAUUUUUUUUUCUGUUUCUCACUUCUCACUACUUGUGCACAAGGGCUUCUACUUUUGGAUGAGGUGGUGGAGAUCUCACUUUAAGCACCACCUCCUAUCUGGUGAGGGUUCCCUUCCUGCCUGUCAAAAUAUCCGCUUCCUCACCCUCAAAUCCUCUUCAUGAACUUGAGUUUCCGGUGUCUGGGGCAGCGAGACACCUGGAUGCUUAGGAGAAGAGAGGGAUCUGGAGGAGGGUCGGAUCCCGAGUUCCCUUAUUUAAUGUUCUAGUGAGGCGUCAUCGCUCCAGGAGACAAUUCCAUUAUUCUCUCAAAUUCCCUCAUUCAAACCCCUCCCAGUUCCCAAAGACUGUACAUAGAUGUCUUUUGUAUUUACCCCCAAAUUAAUUUAUUUUUCUGAAAUAAAAAUCUCUUUUUCAA